CACUCUUACUCUCUCAGCGCCACGGUUUUGCGCCUGCGCCCUUGCGCGCAUUCAAGCCGCGGGAAAGUUUUCCUAACGCCUUCUGCUUGUCGGCUUGGCUACCCAAAUAGAAACAGAGAAGACUCAUGGGUUGGUCUGUGGCUUUCGCAUGAGGAAAACGGUGUGUCCCGGAGCGAGAGAUUUCAAGCCCCAGGGACAGUCACAAAGUGCCACUUUUCUUCUGUUUGAUUAAGAAGAGGAAUCAUGAAAGUGAAGGCGUCUCAAGAUCAACCAGAAUCUUCUGGCAAAAAGAAAGGAAAAGGUGAAAAAAGAAAAAGGAACCCUGAGAGAGAACAAGGUACACAAGCAGUCAGGAAGAAGCGGAUGCAACUGAGAACAGAGUCCCCAGAAGCAGAAACAACUUCUUCACACACAAAAGUAGUGAAGGUGACUCCAGGCCAAAGAGCAAAAUGGCAGCCACUCUCAAAGAGCGCCAAAGUGCACCUGGAAUCCAUGAUGAAAUGGUUGAUUAUAUCUCUUUUAUAUGAAAACACAUUGAAUCACAGGGAAGUUGAAAUGCACCUAAACAUUCUCAAGGAAAGGCUUCUCAAACGUUUUGAGACCCUAAGAGUUCCUGUGGAGAAGUUGAAGAGCCUGGAGAAAAUACAUAGGAUUCUAGCAGAGGAGAAAAAAAAGUCUGCAGCUUUGGAAGAAGGUUUGGCAGAACUGGAGGAAGAAAUAGACAAAGCCGUGCAAGCAGCAGAGCUUAGAGAGCAGAAUAUUCAGAGUCUCCACAACAAAAUACAGGAAUUAAAACGGGAGUUGGCAGCAGAGGAAGAAACAGCAAGUGAGUUACUCCAGAGAAAUGACAGUGAUGACCUUGCUCUUCCUGAGCUCCCGAAACAAAGUAUAAAAGCACCCAUGUUUCAGGAGCAGAUUCUGAAGAUUCAAAACCAAGAAAGUAUUCUUAAGAAUUUGAAUACCAUUCUGCAAUCAGAAGAGAUGAAGAUUUCUCUUGAAAAGGCGUGUAAAAAGGUGGACUCCUGAAUCAAGUGAGUUAGUACAUGAAAGCUGCCUACUGAAGAACAGAGACACAACCCAUAUCCCAUAUUGUCUUAUUCUGCAUGGACAUAUGUAAGGAAGGCUACAUAAUAAUGUGUGUUAACCAAUUUUUUAGAACAUGGUGACUAUGCUUCUCUUAUAACGUUCUUUCCAGAUUGCAUUCCUGCAUUUUUCGCGUGUGUGUGCGUCCAUGUGCUGCAAUUUGUUACAUGAUUGGAGGCAUGUUUCAGCCUCUACCUGAAAAUAUAUUUUCUGUUUGUCACUUUGGUAUCUGAACUUGCAUAAUGUGGGUUUCCCUUUAUUGCAGUAUGUUUGAUUGCUUGGUGUAAUAUUCUGCAAUUCUGGGGAUGCAAAGAUGGCAAGAGCCUAGUUUCCCAUGAAAGAACUGUACCUACUUAGAAGAUCUAAAUUUUCAGACUUCAUGUAUUUUUCAGAGAACCAAAUAAAAUGGCUUAAACAUAA
Molecule: messenger RNA, 1503 nt
Organism: Hemicordylus capensis (graceful crag lizard)
Lineage: Eukaryota; Metazoa; Chordata; Lepidosauria; Squamata; Cordylidae
Gene: CENPQ
Product: centromere protein Q
Exons: 9
Coding region: 244-1026 (260 amino acids)
Source: RefSeq, a predicted model, not a curated record